CUUGCCAUUAAUUUUCGUCCAACAUUUGCAAUGGAAACGAAACUGUCGAAAGAGACCUCACUAGAUAGCCAGCAGUCCUUUCUAAAAUCAUUGGAGGACAAGGGCAGACAGCUACUGCAGUGGCUGCAAAAGAUGGAAAAGACUCUGAUCACAGCAUCAGAACCGAAGGACACUCUGGACAGCAAACGCAAAGCUCUACACAACGUCAAGAGCAUCCAUGAGACAGUGCUGUCAGAGCAGACGGCGAUAGCAGAAGACUACGUGGAACAAGUGAUGCAGGCUGGCAGUGAACAGUUGUCUGAUCUAGCCAGCACACUGAUGGACAAAUAUACCGCAGUAGUGCAGAAGUGCCAGAAUCACGAGCAAUGCUGCAUGGAUAUAGUGGAGGAUCACGUGCAGUAUACCACCUGCAGACACAACUGUGAGCUGUGGAUGUCAGACAUGCAUGACCACAUAGUCGCCUGUGAGCAUCCAGCACCAGGCCUGAAUGGGGUGCAGGAAUCACUGGACAAACUAAAGGAGCUGUGCGCAUCUGUGGAGAGUGGAGGUGCCACUCUACAGGAGGUCGAAAUGGCAGCAGAUAAGGUUCUGCCCAACACGGCAUCACACAAGCAGGAGGCCGUCAAGUCAGAGAUGUCACGUCUAAAAGACAAGUACACGGAGCUGAGCAACACUGCUACUGAGGUUACACAGACGCUAGAAUUGAGAAAACAGCAGUGGGUUACCUUUACCACAAUAUACGAGUCAUUCAGUCAGUGGUUGGCAAGCCAGGAAUUGAAUGCCAGCAAGUGGGGCGAGUUGCGUUCUACGCUGGAGGAAAAGAAACAGCUGGUAACAACACUGCACAAUGCGAUAAACGAAAUCGAGCAACAAGCUGAGCAAUUGGCUGAGGUUAAGAAUGCUGCAGCCGCCUUCCCCGAGGAACGAACGGUUACGACACAGAUGACUCGCGCCAGCACUCAUUAUGAGAAGCUGACGGACACAGCCCAGCAGCUGCUGCAGACGAGUGAGACGCGAGCAGACGAACACGAUGCCUACCGCGUGACGUUCGGUGCGUGCCGGCAAGCACUGCAAUCAGCAGUAGAUCAGCUCGCUAAGAGCAAGGAUGUCACGGGAGGCAAGGACACGCUACAUGAGAAGUUGUCAGUAGUUGAGGCUUUGGAGCAGGAUAAGCCUUCCCUUCAGGAUGCGGUUAACGACACCGUCAGUCAGGGUGACAAGGUCAUCACGAAUACAACUCAUGAUGGCCAGGAGAUCAUCCAGAAAAAACUAGCCGAGCUAAAGACAAUGUGGUCUACUUACUGCAGCACUAUUAUUGAGAAAAAGGUGGCUCUAGAGCAGGGUCUACUACAGUUGGCAGGAUUCAGUGUCAACACAAACAAGGUCAUCGACUGGAUUAGCAACAUGGAGACAAGACUCAAUGAACUUCGCAAGGAUGAGGUUGACCUUGAGGAGAUCAUAUGGCACUGCAAUGAAGCAGAGAACCUGCACAGAGACGUCGUUGGCUACCAGCAGAUGGUAGACUCCCUGCAAGCCCAGGCCGCUGAGUUGCUCUCAGAGCAGACAGCUGACUUCACUGCCGUCAUCGCGCGGUACGCACAGUUGUGCGCAGCCGCAGAGGAGCUGGUUCAUGCAGCGCAGCAACGGCACUCUGAGCACCAGCAGUACCAGCAAGGUUGCAAGCAGCUGACCACCUGGCUGGAUGAGGGCAAGGCCGCACUGACUGCAGCUGUUGACAUCUGCGACACGACAGAUCAGCUGCAGACGAAAUUCGACACGGUUCAGGAACUCACAGAGAAGAUCGUAGAUGGCAAUGCCAAGCUAGAUGUUGUCAAGUCUGAGAGUGAGACGCUGGCACCCAGGACGACGGAGAAGGGACGCGACAGUCUUACUGCUGACAUCAACCGUUUCGAGCAGGGCCUGAUCGAUUAUCGCUUCAAGCUGGCUGUAGCCGAGUCAGACCUGCAGUCUGGCUUGAUUACGUGGCAUGAGAUACAGCUGAGGUGCGAUGUUCUUACUGCAUGGCUGCAGCACACGACAGUUACCAUACAGGCCCCGCUUGAAAUGCAGUCCCACCUCAGCAGCAAGGAAGCUUACCUGGAGAAGUUCAAGAAUUGA
Messenger RNA from Priapulus caudatus, 2118 nucleotides. RefSeq names its product nesprin-1-like. Gene Ontology annotation, molecular function: actin filament binding. The record is from RefSeq and is a predicted model, not a curated record. Gene Ontology annotation, cellular component: nuclear outer membrane; cytoplasm; meiotic nuclear membrane microtubule tethering complex. The transcript has 12 exons. Lineage: Eukaryota; Metazoa; Priapulida; Priapulimorpha; Priapulimorphida; Priapulidae. Bases 31 to 2118 code for a protein of 695 amino acids. Gene Ontology annotation, biological process: nuclear migration.